GAAGAAGAAAACGGGAGAGAGGAGUGCAGUGGUUUCCAAUGGUAGUUGAAUUCAGAAUCUCAGCAGAGAAGGGAAGAGUUCUGUUGUAUCACCGGAAAUGAGACCGAACAUUGUUACCGAGGCUGGAGUUCCAACUAGAGUUGGGCAGUGGUGGGAUUCUAUACCGUUCCUUACUUCAUCCGUGGUUGUAGUUUGUGGGGUCAUUUACGUGGUGUGCCUCUUGGCUGGAUAUGACUCUUUUUACGAAGUCUGCUUCUUACCCUCGGCAGUUCUAUCUCGGUUUCAAGUUUAUAGGUUUUACACAUCUGUUCUUUUUCAUGGAUCGUUGCUUCAUGUUUUGUUCAACAUGAUGGCAUUGGUUCCCAUGGGUUCUGAUCUGGAGAGGAUCAUGGGGUCUGUCCGUUUACUUUACCUGACAAUCCUGCUGGCAACAACCAAUGCCGUAUUGCAUCUUCUUAUUGCAUCCCUGGUGGCAUAUAAUCCUUUUCAUCCAUAUGAUCAGCUCAUGAAUGAAUGUGCAAUAGGGUUUUCGGGGAUCUUGUUUUCUAUGAUUGUCAUAGAGACAAGUCUCAGCGGAGUCCACUCGAGGAGUGUGUUCGGCCUCUUCAAUGUGCCAGCUAAAUUGUAUCCAUGGAUCUUAUUGAUAGCAUUCCAGCUCCUCAUGACAAAUGUUUCGCUGCUCGGGCACCUAUGUGGCAUUUUAUCUGGAUUUGCAUAUUCCUACGGCAUCUUGAACUUCCUGAUGCCUGGCUCUUCCUUUUUCUCCGCUGUUGAAUCCUCAUCAUGGCUGUCUAGUUUGGUAAGGCGGCCCAAAUUCAUACUGUGCACGGGCGGGAAUCCUUCCAGCUGCAUUCCCACCUAUUCUGGGCAAAACACGUCAUCUGGGGGUCUUUUUUCAGGAAAUGCCUGGAGAUCCUUGACUUCAUGGGUUCCACAGAGGGAGACAUCAGCUCAGUCAAUGGAAGACGGCAGAUUUCCUGGCAGAGGUAGAACCCUCGGCUCAACUCGUGUUCCCACUGUCCCCGCCAGCAAUGUAGACUCUAACCUCCAGGCUCGACUGCUGGAGGAUGACAGUCCAGACCGCGUCACGGAUGCAGCUGCCACUGUUACAGUCGACCCGCCUUCAGUCGGAAGGCAGGCGCCUCUACCGAACACGGGAGCCCCUCCACAGUCUCAGGGACUUGUUACUGCUUCCGAAGAACAAAUAAAGAACCUCGUCUCCAUGGGCUUCGACAGGACGCAAGUGGAGGUGGCGCUCGCUGCUGCUGACGAUGACGCUACCGUAGCUGUGGAGAUCCUAAUGAGCCAACAGGGCUAACAAGUCCGAAGAAAACCACCCCCCAACUUGGCUUGUGCUGUAUCUGUCUUGUUUUGCUCCAUCUGACAUUUUCAAAGACCUUCACUACACUUUGUAGUUAUCCCAUUAUAUGGGUGGAAAGUGACAAGCAAUUGCCGGAUUCCGACAA
Messenger RNA from Tarenaya hassleriana, 1466 nucleotides. Its product is annotated as rhomboid-like protein 15. Gene Ontology annotation, molecular function: serine-type endopeptidase activity; misfolded protein binding; ubiquitin-specific protease binding. NCBI's taxonomy places the organism in Eukaryota, Viridiplantae, Streptophyta, Magnoliopsida, Brassicales, Cleomaceae. The transcript has 13 exons. The record is from RefSeq and is a predicted model, not a curated record. The coding region runs from base 98 to 1318 and encodes 406 amino acids. Gene Ontology annotation, cellular component: Hrd1p ubiquitin ligase ERAD-L complex; endoplasmic reticulum membrane. Gene Ontology annotation, biological process: endoplasmic reticulum unfolded protein response.